Priapulus caudatus is the source of this 841-nucleotide messenger RNA. Its product is annotated as agrin-like. The coding region runs from base 113 to 841 and encodes 242 amino acids. The transcript has 7 exons. Lineage: Eukaryota; Metazoa; Priapulida; Priapulimorpha; Priapulimorphida; Priapulidae. The record is from RefSeq and is a predicted model, not a curated record.
GGCCUCCGAGUGUCAGUGCGGUGUUCGCCUGCCGUAACCAGAAGGACAUCGUGACGGCGUCGCUCGGGCCCUGCUCGAGCCGACGCUGGCGCCGGACACGACUCAGUCGCCGAUGCGUCACACGACGAUGCGACGCACGACCGACGGAGCGACGACGCGCGACGGUGCGACGCGCGACGACGGUUACCUGACGACCGGAGCGCCACCGCUGACGACGGCUGCGGCGACGGACGAGCCCGAGAGAGAAGGUCUCAUCGGAUCCGUGUGCUUCAGCAAAUACGAAUGCCGAGUUCCGCUCGCUGACUGCUACCAGGGGCGCUGCCGCUGCCCGAAGCACUACGCUCCCAGCUCUAACAAGGAUGUUUGCAUCGCCGCGUCUGCUGGUAUAGCGAAAGGCGACUCUGUCUGUGGCGGCGACUCCUGCCAUCGUGGCGCCACCUGCAUGAACGUUAACGCCGAGCACUUCAAAUGCAUAUGUCCGAUUGGCAGAGGUGGUGCCACCUGCGACGAAGACCAUUCAUACAAUAUCCCAGCAUUUAGUGGCACUUCGUGGAUGAGGUUCAAGCACAUGAUGGCACAUAGUCAGGUUACCAUUGAGAUAGAAUUCAAGCCGCUGUACGAAGAUGGAAUCAUUAUCUACAAUGGUCAGUCCGUGGAUGGCAAGGGAGACUUCAUAUCGCUUGCCAUCCGAUCGGGAUAUUUGGAGUACAGGUUCGACUGGGCGACGGAGCCGUCGUCAUCAAGUCGGAAACCCCGCAUCGAGCUGCGGCGUUUCUACUUCGUCACGCUGAGCCGCUUCAACCAGGAUGGUCGCAUGAAGAUAGAGGGCGUGGGGAGGUGA